This is a messenger RNA of Sclerotinia sclerotiorum 1980 UF-70, 381 nucleotides long. RefSeq lists its product with no specific name. The coding region runs from base 1 to 381 and encodes 126 amino acids. NCBI's taxonomy places the organism in Eukaryota, Fungi, Ascomycota, Leotiomycetes, Helotiales, Sclerotiniaceae. The record is from RefSeq and is a predicted model, not a curated record. The transcript is spliced from 2 exons.
AUGUGCCAGUCAAAAAUAGGGGAAGAGAAAGACUGGUCUAGCCUGAUGUUUAACUCAGAGAAACUUUCUACCGGAAAAGAAGCCCCUUCGAGAUUUUGGGAUGACAGGAAUAAGAAGAACUUGCAUUCUUUCUUACCAUCACAUGAAGUCGACGUCAAUAGUUUACUCCCUGAUAUUUCCUCUAUUUUUGUUAUUAGUAUCACUCCGCACAUUCUAUUAGUGGAAGAACUUAUCAACGAACCGAACGAGAUCGUUAUAGCAACUAAGUUUGAGAUGCAAAUCUUUCGAUCGGCCAUAAGCGUACAGGGUGAAGAAUUCUUCGCGCAGCUAUUGAAGCACAAAUUCCGUCCCAAUGGUAUGCCCAUUCAAGAGUCUCUGUAG